Xiphias gladius (swordfish) is the source of this 5867-nucleotide messenger RNA. Its product is annotated as multidrug resistance-associated protein 1-like. Gene Ontology annotation, biological process: transmembrane transport. Gene Ontology annotation, cellular component: membrane. The transcript is spliced from 32 exons. The record is from RefSeq and is a predicted model, not a curated record. Lineage: Eukaryota; Metazoa; Chordata; Actinopteri; Istiophoriformes; Xiphiidae. Bases 1 to 5202 code for a protein of 1733 amino acids. Gene Ontology annotation, molecular function: ATP binding; ABC-type transporter activity; ATP hydrolysis activity.
AUGGAGGGGAAGGAACCAGAGCUAGUGUGGGAGGUGGUGUGGUACCAACUAGGUACAGUUAGGCUCGACUCCAUGCAUAGCAGCGGUUCUGGAAUCAAGAUCCUGGAGAGGGGCUGGAUCAGUGUGCUGGGUGUGCAGAUACUCACGAGCCCCCAGCUGAGAACUGAUGUGUUUGAGUUCUCCCUGGAGAAUAAGAGUGACUGGAACCUCACUUGGUACACCUCCAGACCAGACCUGACCCAGUGUUUCCAGCACACUGUACUGGUAUGGUUCCCCUGUGUUUACCUGUGGACCUGUUCUCCUCUUUACCUGCUCUACCUGCAGUUCCGCACCCACCGAGGCGUCAUCCCACUGUCCAAACUCUGUUGCAGCAAGACACUUCUGGGUCUCAGUCUGGCUUCCUUUGGUCUUCUGGAGAUGUUUUACUUAGUGGUGAAAAAGAACGAGGAGAUUCAUAACCACUUGGUGAUCCUACUGGGUCCAUUGAUCCGGAGCCUCACUCUGGUUCUGGCUGUUGUUAUAAUCCAGGUAGAGAGGAUGAAGGGCAGUCGUUCAUCCGUCCUCCUCUUCCUCUUCUGGACUCUUCUGGUUCUUUGCUCCAUUGCUCCUCUAAGGGUCAACAUCGAGCAGAUUAUUGAUCAGGGUUUUUCAUCGGACGCUGUUCGCUUUGUGGCAUUCUUCAUCUGUUUUUCCCUCCAACUCACUGAACUUGUCCUCAGUUGCUUCUCAGACCGCCGACCACUCUCUGACAAACACACCUAUGCCCAGAACCAAUGUCCAGAGGAAGAUGCCUCAUUUCUUUCAAAGUUUUUCUUCUUUUGGAUCAGCAGUUUUGUGAUUCAGGGUUACCGGCGCCCCCUGCAGGCUGCAGAUCUGUGGUCUCUGCGGGAUCAGGACUCGUCAAUCCAGAUCAUGUUGGCCUUGGAGAAGUUCUGGGCUCAGAACUGCAAACAGCUGCAAGAGGGGCCAGCAGGUUCUGGACUGUCCGGGUCCUGCUCCCGGUUGGGUGCUUCUGCUGGACCAACAGAAAAAACUCACCUGUUGAAGAAGAUCAGGAAGGGGCAGGGGUCCGGCCUCUUACUCAUAAAUGCUCUGGGGCGGAGCUUCGGGCCGUACUUCCUGUGUGGGACACUGUGUCUCCUCCUCCAUGACGCCUUCAUGUUCGCCGUGCCACAGGUGCUUAGCGCGCUGCUUGGCUUCAUGCGGGAUAAAGAUGCUGCAAUGUGGAAAGGUUUCCUGUUUGCCUCGCUGCUCUUCCUGCUCUCCUGUCUGCAGUCUGCCCUCCAUCAUCAGUACAUGUUUCACUGCUUCACUGUGGGAAUGAGACUGAAGACGGCCGUCAUUGGCCUUGUCUACAGGAAGAGUCUGGUGAUGAGCAGUUCAGCGCGGCGGCAGUUUACUUUGGGAGAAAUCAUUAAUCUGGUUUCAGCCGACACUCAGAAGCUGAUGGACUUUGUGGUUUAUUUCAACAGCGUUUGGAUCGCUCCCAUUGAGAUAGCACUCUGCUUCUACUUCCUAUGGCGGCUCCUCGGUGCAUCUGCUCUCGCUGGUAUCACUCCUGUUCUUCUGAUAUUCCCUCUGAAUGGACUCAUCGCUAAAAUGAGAAGCAAACUGCAGGAGGUACAGAUGAAGUUCAUGGACGGUCGGAUCAAACUGAUGAACGAGAUCUUGAGCGGUGUGAAAAUUCUGAAGUUUUACGCCUGGGAGGAAGCUUUCCUGCGACGAGUCGGUGUCUUGAGAGACGGAGAACUGAAUGCCCUGAAGAAAUCUCAGAUCCUUUACUCUCUCUCUCUAGCUUCAUUCAACUCUUCCUCCUUCCUGAUUGCCUUGUCAGUGUUUGGAGUCUACGUGUUGAUCGAUGAGCGAAACGUUUUGGAUGCUCAGAAAAUCUUUGUUUCUGUUGCUCUCAUCAACAUCCUGAAAACUCCUCUGAGUCAGCUUCCCUUUGCCAUGAACACCACCAUGCAGGCCAUCGUCUCACUCAGACGUCUGACAAACUUCCUGUGUCAAGAUGAACUGAACCCCAACAACGUGGAGAGGCUUCCUCAUAGCAAAGACGGAGAUGAUGUUGUGAUCGAGGGCGGGUUCUUCUCCUGGUCGCAUGAUGGUUCUCCGUGUCUGCAGAGGAUCAACAUGAAGGUGAAGACGGGUUCUCUGGUGGCCGUGGUUGGCCAUGUCGGCUCAGGGAAGUCAUCUCUGCUGUCAGCCAUGUUGGGAGAGAUGGAAAGGAGGCAUGGCUUCGUCUCCAUUGAGGGAUCAGUGGGCUAUGUCCCUCAACAGGCCUGGAUCCAGAACGCGUCUCUGAAGGACAACAUUUUGUUCGGUGGUGAGAGGAAGGAGAGCUGGUACCAUCGUGUGCUGGAGGCCUGUGCUCUUCUGCCGGACCUCGACCUCCUUCCUGCUGGAGACAGCACAGAGAUUGGGGAGAAGGGUCUGAACCUGUCUGGAGGGCAGAAACAGAGGAUUAGUCUGGCUCGGGCCGUCUACAGGAAGUCAGAUGUUUACUUGUUGGACGACCCGCUGUCGGCUGUUGAUGCUCAAGUGGGACAACACAUUUUUGAUCGAGUCAUUGGAUCCAGAGGCCUCCUCAAAGACAAGACCCGGGUGCUGGUGACUCAUGGCCUCAGUUUCCUGUCUAAAGCAGACCUGGUACUGGUGAUGGAGCAGGGUCAGAUCUCUGAGAUGGGCUCCUACAUGGAGCUGAUGGACAGAAAAGGAGCCUUUGCCAAAUUAAUCCAAACCUUCAAUGGAAACCAUUGCAGAGAGACCGCAACCCUCAGAGAGAAGAGCAGCAGGAAGUCGGUGUCUCGCCUCAGUACGUCGGAUUUCUCCAUCGAUCUCUCUCAGGAGCAGCUGAUCAGUUGUGAUAUGAGCAGUGCCAGUGUUCAGGUGAUGGAGGCUGUUGAUCAGGAUUUGGAUGCUUUGGAUGCUGGUAAACUGACAGAGGUCGACAAGGCUCAGACAGGGAGGGUGAAGCUGCAGAUGUACAAAGAGUACUUCAGGACUAUCGGCCUGACCUUCAUCAUGACCAUCAUCUUCCUCUGUGCCUUCCAGCAGGCCACAUCGUUGGCCUACAACUAUUGGCUGAGCCUUUGGGCAGACGAGACACUUGUCAAUGGCACUCAGAGCAACCAUGAGCUGAAAAUGAGUGUGUUUGCACUGCUAGGCUUCACUCAGGGGAUGGCCAUGUUUGGGACGACACUUGCCAUUGCUCUGGGUGGGAUUUUAGCAUCACGUCAACUUCAUGCUGAUCUUCUCCACAGUGUGCUGCACUCAUCCAUGUCCUUUUUCGAGGUUACGCCCAGCGGAAACCUCCUGAACCGCUUCUCCAAAGAUAUUGACGCCAUCGACUGCAUGAUUCCUGACGGGCUGAAGAUGAUGCUGGGCUACCUGUUCAAGCUGCUGGAGGUCUGCAUCAUUGUGUUGUUGGCGACACCCUUCACAGGGCUGGUACUCCUCCCCCUUACCUGCGUCUACAUCCUCAUACAGAGUUUCUACGUGGCGUCCUCGUGUCAGCUGCGUCGACUAGAGGCCGUAAGUCGCUCGCCAAUCUACAGCCACUUCAAUGAAACGUUGCAGGGUGCCGCCGUGAUCCGAGCCUUUGGUGAACGGCAGCGCUUCGUACUUCAAGCAGACAGUCGCAUCGACAACAACCAGGAAGCUUACUUCCCUCGCUUUGGAUGGCCAUGUUUGGGACGACACUUGCCAUUGCUCUGGGUGGGAUUUAUCACGUGCACAUCACGUCAACUUCAUGCUGAUCUUCUCCACAGUGUGCUGCACUCAUCCAUGUCCUUUUUCGAGGUUACGCCCAGCGGAAACCUCCUGAACCGCUUCUCCAAAGAUAUUGACGCCAUCGACUGCAUGAUUCCUGACGGGCUGAAGAUGAUGCUGGGCUACCUGUUCAAGCUGCUGGAGGUCUGCAUCAUUGUGUUGUUGGCGACACCCUUCACAGGGCUGGUACUCCUCCCCCUUACCUGCGUCUACAUCCUCAUACAGAGUUUCUACGUGGCGUCGUCGUGUCAGCUGCGUCGACUAGAGGCCGUAAGCCGCUCGCCAAUCUACAGCCACUUCAAUGAAACGUUGCAGGGUGCCGCCGUGAUCCGAGCCUUUGGUGAACGGCAGCGCUUCGUACUUCAAGCAGACAGUCGCAUCGACAACAACCAGGAAGCUUACUUCCCUCGCUUUGUCGCUACCAGGUGGCUGGCAGUGAAUCUGGAGUUUUUGGGGAAUCUGCUGGUUUUGGCUGCUGCCAUCUUGUCGGUGCGAGGUCGGGAUGAACUGAGUCCGGGCAUUGUGGGAUUGGCAGUUUCACACUCUCUCCAGGUGACUGGAAUCCUAAGCUGGAUCGUUCGAUCUUGGACUGAUGUCGAGAACAACAUUGUGUCGGUGGAGCGAGUGAAAGAGUACGAAACCACACCCAAAGAGGCAGCAUGGACCGUCAAGGGCAGUUUGCUGCCUGCUGCCUGGCCUACCACAGGAACCAUCCAGUUUGAGGAUUAUGGACUGCAGUACCGUAAAGGUCUGGACUGGGCCUUAAAGGACAUCUCCAUCAACGUCCAGAACAAAGAGAAGGUGGGGAUCGUUGGAAGAACGGGAGCCGGAAAAUCUUCUCUUGCUUUGGGACUCUUCAGGAUUCUGGAGGCAGCAAAGGGACGAAUCUUUAUCGACGGGAUCAACAUCGCUAAGAUUGGCCUUCAUGAUCUUAGAUCCAGAAUCACCAUCAUUCCUCAGGAACCACUGCUUUUUUCUGGCUCUCUGAGGAUGAACCUUGACCCCUUUGAUACCUGUUCAGAUGAAGAUCUUUGGAAAGUCCUGGAACUUGCUCACCUCAGCAGCUUUGUGUCAGCACUGCCACAAAAACUGAACCAUCAGUGCUGUGAAGGAGGAGAGAACCUCAGUCUUGGUCAGCGACAGCUGCUUUGUUUGGCCAGAGCACUUCUGAGGAAGACCAGGAUCCUGGUUCUGGAUGAAGCCACAGCAGCUGUGGACCUGAAGACAGACCAGCUGAUCCAGUCCACCAUUCGUACCCAGUUUGAUGACUGUACAGUCCUAACCAUAGCUCACCGCCUGAACACCAUCAUGGACUACACCAGGGUCAUUGUGAUGGACCGAGGUUGCAUUGCAGAGAUGGACUCCCCCUCUCAGCUCAUCCGCCUGCAGGGUCACUUCUAUCAAAUGUGUCUUGAGGCUGGUUUGGCCUGACAUAUGCCUUUAUAAACAAACUAUAGUGAUGCUGGAGAAAUGUGCAGAUCAUGUGUGUUUCAUUACUUUAUAUCCUCCUCUUUUGUACUUUUUAAGACACCAGCACAGGGCUGUACUGCCUGCAUAUUUGUGUAAAUCUAAUUUUAGAUGCAUGUGGAUUUAAAUGUAUACAUGUUGUCAUUACUUUCCCUGUAUGUCUUUGUAAGAUCCAGUAAUAUCAACAUAAGUAGCUGGGAUUAGGCCAUCUCUUCAGGGUCUAUAAGUUUUUGUUGAAAGUUAACAGUAUUUCAAGAUAUUUCAUAUAUGGACAUUGGACCAGGACUUGUUUUCAAGAUCAGCUAAUAUUCACUCCACGCUCAGUAUCUUGAUGUCUGACCAGGAAUUGUUUUGGACUGCACACUAUCUUAAUGACCAGAUUUACAGAAAUAAAGUGACUUAGAAUUAACAGUGGAACCACUACCCUACUAUGCUGUAUGUCCCACCAAGGAGCCCUGAGUGAUACCCAUACUGUCUGCUGGAAAUCUUUAUAUCAGCUGUGGGCUUGUUACUUUGAGUGAGUAUUUUAUUUUGGAUUAUAAAUUGUAUCUUCAGUGUUCACCAACUAAUAGUGUCUAGCUACCUAAGAUACAGUAUGCAUGCUUGAGAGCAGAGAAGUGUCCAUUAAA